AUGGCUGAAUACGAAGCUUGUAUCCUCGGUCUGAAAAUCGCCAUUGACAUGAAUGUCCAUGAGCUAUUGGUUAUUGGAGAUUCAGACUUAUUAAUUAAUCAGGUUCAAGGAGAUUGGGCCGUGAAAAACCCAAAGAUUACGCCAUACGUGCAUACUCCCAGAAAGCAAAAUGAGUUGGCUGAUGCUCUUGCCACCAUCGACUCAAUGAUUAAAUAUCUAGACACUAAUUAUAUUAAUCCUCUAGAUAUAGAGCUGAAAGAACAUCUGGUCCAUUGUUCACAUGUUGAAGCAGAACCAGACAAUUUGCCAUGGUAUUUUGAUGUAAAGAAGUAUUUGGAAUCUGGGAUUUAUCCUGAAGAUGCCACAUCCAACUAG
Molecule: messenger RNA, 375 nt
Organism: Solanum pennellii
Lineage: Eukaryota; Viridiplantae; Streptophyta; Magnoliopsida; Solanales; Solanaceae
Exons: 2
Coding region: 1-375 (124 amino acids)
Molecular function (GO): RNA-DNA hybrid ribonuclease activity; nucleic acid binding
Source: RefSeq, a predicted model, not a curated record